Seriola dumerili (greater amberjack) is the source of this 3446-nucleotide messenger RNA. RefSeq names its product ubiquitin-conjugating enzyme E2 D4 (gene ube2d4). NCBI's taxonomy places the organism in Eukaryota, Metazoa, Chordata, Actinopteri, Carangiformes, Carangidae. Gene Ontology annotation, molecular function: ubiquitin conjugating enzyme activity. The record is from RefSeq and is a predicted model, not a curated record. Gene Ontology annotation, biological process: ubiquitin-dependent protein catabolic process; protein polyubiquitination. The transcript is spliced from 7 exons. Gene Ontology annotation, cellular component: nucleus. Bases 265 to 708 code for a protein of 147 amino acids.
GCACCUAGAGGAGCAGGGAUGAGAGGAGAGACAGCAAAAUAUCUCGGUUGUUCUGUGCCAGUCUUAAGAAAGAUCAGACUUUAACACACAAUUUACCGCAUCGGUUGUACUGGGAACCAAAAGCCCCAAGCCUGUUAAAUGUCAGACGUGAUUUUCUGAUUGUACGUUAAGUGAGAUUUGGAAGAACGCGGCCACAAAAGCCAAAUUGUAUGUGUGAAGUGCUAACUGUUAGCUGACAGGCUAGCUAGCAUAGCCAUUGAAGCAAUGGCGUUGAAAAGAAUUCAGAAGGAACUAUCAGACCUGCAGAGGGACCCACCUGCUCAGUGCUCUGCUGGACCAGUUGGAGAUGAUUUGUUUCACUGGCAGGCAACAAUAAUGGGUCCGAGUGACAGCCCAUAUCAGAGUGGAGUGUUUUUCCUCACCAUUCACUUCCCGACAGAUUACCCCUUCAAACCACCCAAAGUUGCAUUCACAACAAAAAUUUACCACCCUAAUAUCAACAGCAAUGGAAGUAUUUGUCUGGAUAUACUGAGAUCGCAAUGGUCACCUGCACUUACAGUAUCAAAAGUAUUAUUGUCGAUUUGCUCUCUUCUUUGUGAUCCGAACCCGGAUGACCCACUGGUACCAGAGAUCGCCCAUACAUACAAGGCUGACAGGGAAAAGUACAACAAAUUAGCAAGAGAAUGGACACAGAAGUAUGCAAUGUGAGAAUGCCAGGGAGACAAAAUACAAAUGAGAACAAAAGAAACACAUUUGAUUUGUAACUUGAGGCAAAUGAGCAACAGAGGGAAAAAAAAACAACUAGACAACAGCCCAUCUUUUGGAGAAGGAAGCGAUUCAAUGAGGUACAGUGCCACCUGGCUUUCCGUGUGCUGAGCUGCUACCAUGUGCUGUCCUUCAUGACUUGUAUGGAUCUGCUGAGCAGGACCUGAUGGGCUCCUUAAAGCACUCCCAUAUGGAAUACCGGAAACUCUUCACAGCCCAUACCACCACACUCAGACUUUAAACUGUUUCUCCUGCUAUUGUGAUCAUCACUAUCAUUGUUGCCAUUCAUGCGCAUCAUUUUCACUGUCAAAGAGUCAUAUCAUUGUGCUACUCAGAAGCUAAAUGUUGGAUUGAUUUAGGAGAUUGGCUCUCCCUUCAUUUCAGAGGUACUGUCUGUGUCCCACUGGAUGUCUUGUUAUUACUGUAUUUCCAUGUAUUUAGUGGCCUUUCUGUGUUAUUAUUUUCAAACGGUAUAUGUGCAAUUGAGGCAGAAUGUUCCCUGUUCAACACAAAAUGGUGCGGUGCCAUUACCAGCAGCUGAUCUGUUGGCACAUACUGUCUCUACCCCGGAACAAUGUGAAAGAUGUAAAGAAGGAUUGGUCUCUAUCACCCAAUGCAUUUGAAACUGCAACAGUAUUUAGUGGUUUUGAAGACACUAGAGAGCUGCUAUUAAGAGCUAGCUGGCCCUUGCAUCACAGUUGUGGAGCUCCAUAGGGCAAAUGUCAACAUCCAUUUUUCUCACAUGCUGUCAUUGCCCUUAUAUCCUGUAUAAGUAAACACCAAUGGCUGGUGUCCAUAGUGCACAAAAUACUACUGUUGUAUGACUUGUUCCUUGUUGUGUAGCUAUGAACAUAGCUCCUCUUUGGCAUAUAGCUAAGCUGUGUGCCUCCUCCUCAGUACAGUUACUCAGGUAUCUAACCAAAUCAUCAGCCUUUACAUGCAGUGACCCAUGGUGAGAAAAAUGACCUGGGCCCAUAUCAUCAGGCUUAAAAAAUAUUACUGAUCUACAUUCCCUGGUUUUUUCACAAAAAAAAAAAAAAAAAAAAAAAAAAUAGCUCAUGCUUCCAGAAGAAGCAAAAUGAUCAAAGACAGAUCAGCACUCCUGAGGUUUUUUAUGCAUAUAGGCCCUGAUGGUCUGUGUUGCCAUUUUGUCACAGAGAGGGUUUUUUUCCCCUAAUUAUCCCUCUCCAGUUCUUUUAGUCACCAUUUCCAUUUAUUUUUGAACAACAUUUUGGAUGUGAGCAGCCGUUAAAUGACGCUGUUAAACAUACAUGCUACUGUUUUUCUAAAACAAAAUGGCCUUUGGUUAUAGCUGGUGUCACUUAUACUUAAAAGGGGAACUUGACAUCAGAAUUGACAUUUUGCAGAACCGAGUAAUAAUUUGAAGUCAUGUGCAUCUAGUUACUUGAAGCGAAUAAAUACAGUAACUUGCCACGACAAUUUCACCUGCUUUAAUAUCGGGUGAUGUGAAGUUUUUGUCAGCAUUUCUUUAUAUUCAUAUUCAUGAUCAAGUCUGCAAAGACUUGUUUAGUUUUGGGAUUAUUAAUCCACCGUGACAGUAAAACAGUUUGUCUGGGUGAUACAUUUGUGACCUUUUGUAUUGUAUCUUUGAAAGCUUUAGUUUUAGGCCUUUUUUUUUCAUUCAUGUCAACAGAAUUGAACAUGAUUGUGAUGUGUCAUAAUGUAAUAUUAGUUUUACUAUAACCCAUCGUGACUGUUGGAUAAAGUAGUUAGGAAAUGCUAUGAUUUUUUUUAUUUUUUAAAUCAUGGCUCAUAAUGUGCUGAUGCUGCCAAUAUAAAGGGAACUAUUUGAUGUUCAAAAGGGGAAGAAAUUUGCUAUUGAGGCAUUACUGAAUGGAUUUAUCCAGAAAGGUUCAUAGUGAAGCAUGAAAGUUUUAGAAGCUUUGAUUGUAGAAUUAACACUAUGGUUUAGGCACCAAAUAUAGAAUUUGAUCAUUGUUAGCUGCUGUAGAGAAAAUGGUCAAAACAAGUUGUCCUGAAAUACAGUAUAUACUAAAAGGUUUUGAAAAUAUAUCUUCUAAAUGCAGUGAAAGUCUUUUUGCUGCCAGACUACAAUUGCAAAUAACUUGUGUGUAUUAGUACUAGUUCAGACUUUUUGUGCAUUGUCGUUUGUUCAUCUGGCUAUUUAUUUAUUUGAAAGCCGAGUAUCUUCCAGUUGUUCAAUUGAAUGCAGCCUCAAUUCAUCAUGUCAGUGAUGCUACAUUGACUUCCUUUGUCCAGUGUGCUCAAUAGAGUUUAUAUAGGCAGCUUGGCAUGCUUUGCACUCUGGAGAACCUUCUCACAGCCAUUUGCCGGAUAUCAGGGAUUUCGUUACAAUUCAUCUGCCUAACACCUCUGACUAAAAUUUUAGCCUUAACCCUCAUUUUGUAUAUAUAGAGAGAACGUGUCAUAAACUGUUAAAUUUGCUAUCAGGGCUGUAUCCCCCAAAUGGGUGAUUCAUUUCAUCAGUAGACAUGGAAACCUGCUUGAACAGUACCAAUAUUUUUUGUUGAAAAUUUCAGCCUGGCUUUCUCAGAACGCAGGACCAGCUUUCAUGCAUCUUAAAAUUUGGAAUAUGUGUGCUUGAACUGCCACCAGGAACGUCCAUAUGUCCUCACAUAGCCUACACAAGAUAACUAUUGACCUUGUCAUAACAUAUGAAUAAAGUUCAUCUUGGUUUA